ACCACCCACCUACCAGCUGGAACCGGAGUACUACUUCCGACCAGGGGUGAUGCAGCCUCGUUUGGACUCUCUGUUGAAAAUGCGUGCUCAGUUGUUGCCCAAGGAAUACGACGCGACAGUUGCGGCUUCAUUUUGUACCCGGCUGGCUAAUGAAGUCAAGUUUCUAAUGCAGCAAUCCGGAGCUGAUAG
Opisthorchis viverrini is the source of this 189-nucleotide messenger RNA. RefSeq lists its product as hypothetical. The annotation marks the transcript as partial. NCBI's taxonomy places the organism in Eukaryota, Metazoa, Platyhelminthes, Trematoda, Opisthorchiida, Opisthorchiidae. The record is from RefSeq and is a predicted model, not a curated record. The transcript has a single exon.